This is a messenger RNA of Poecile atricapillus (Black-capped chickadee), 719 nucleotides long. It is a transcript of the gene SCX, whose product is annotated as scleraxis bHLH transcription factor. The record is from RefSeq and is a predicted model, not a curated record. The coding region runs from base 147 to 719 and encodes 190 amino acids. The transcript has 2 exons. NCBI's taxonomy places the organism in Eukaryota, Metazoa, Chordata, Aves, Passeriformes, Paridae. Gene Ontology annotation, biological process: regulation of transcription by RNA polymerase II; developmental process. Gene Ontology annotation, molecular function: RNA polymerase II transcription regulatory region sequence-specific DNA binding; protein dimerization activity; DNA-binding transcription factor activity, RNA polymerase II-specific.
AAAAAAACCGGGAUAAAAACGCCUUAAAACCCCUUAAAAAAUCGGGCUAAUAAAUAAAAACUCCCAUAGAGGAUCGCAGAGAGCCAUGAAGCACCGGAGCUGAGCAUUCCCGAGCUUUUUCCAGCGGUAAUUCCCGGUUUUCCAGCAUGUCCUUCGCUAUGAUCCGCUCAGCCCCGGGGAGAUUUUUAUACCCCGAUAUCAGCGCGUUGUCGGAGGAUGAGGAGAACAGCGAGAGCUCGGGCUCGGAGGAGAAACCUUUCCAUGUGGAUAGCGAUGGAUUCGGGGGGAAAAUCGGGAAGAGGAGGAGCGGGAAGAACCGAGGGAGGAUUUCCCGGGAGCCCCGGCAGAGGCACACGGCGAACGCUCGGGAAAGGGACAGAACCAACUCGGUGAACACGGCGUUCACGGCUCUCAGAACGCUCAUCCCCACCGAACCCGCCGACAGAAAACUCUCCAAAAUCGAGACUCUGCGCCUCGCUUCCAGCUACAUCUCGCACCUCGGGAAUGUUCUCCUGGUGGGAGAAUCCAGCGGGAAUGGGCAGCCCUGCCACGGAGGAGGAACAGCGGGAAAUGUGGGAUUUUAUCCCGCUGGAGCCGCCGUGUCGCCACCUCGGGAGGGGGAGAGCGCCCAGCCCCGCCAGAUCUGCACCUUCUGCCUCAGCAACCAGAGGAAAAUGAGCAAAGACCGGGACAGGAAGACGAACCAGCUCCGGAGCUAG